CAAAAUUGAUUUUUAUUACGUCAUCGAGUCGAUUCCCUUCCCGCCAUCUCUCUCUCUCUCUCUCUCCGUCGUUUCUGUCUCCCAGAAAAACCCUAGUUCACAGAAUCCCUAGGCUUCACUCGAUUCUAAAAUCCAAUUUUUUUUUCUGGGGUGAAAUUGCGAGGUUUGAAAGGAUGGUUUCGCUAAGCUGGAAACACCACACGCUAAUUCAGGCUUUGAUUUCACGAGGUCCUCUCAAGGAGAAAGAAUUUCAGUCAAUCUUCACCGGCGUCACCGGUAGAAACCCAGGAGCUGCUAAAAAGAUAUUUGACAAGUACCUUCUUGAGAUAAAUAAAGAACUCUCAUAUGUUCACUUUGAGUUGAGGGCUUGUAGAGAUCAGUAUGAUGGCCAGGUUUGCUAUGGAGUGGUUAACAAUGUUUCCGAUGAUCAAUCCAAGCUCGGGACAAAGUAUUCUGUUCCGCAGAUUGCAUUCUUUAAAGGCGUUAUAGAAGCAAUCGCACAGGAUGAAGCUGCUCAAGGCUGCAUAUCGAGCUUUGAUGCCCUCAAUAUCCGAUUGGAGAAUCAGUUACCAAGUGAAGCCAGCAGCAGUCAACAGCAAGUCCCUCCUGCGUUCAAAAACUUUUCAAUGUCGCAAAAGGAGAAAACUCUCGGUGAACUUGUAAAGGACAAGUGGCUGUGCCGCACGAGAGAGGGCAACAUUGGACUUGGUAUAAAAUCUCUUCUUGACCUGCGCAGUUGGUUCAGGAACAAUGACGUUCCUUCUUGCGAGGUCUGCAAUGAAGCUGGUGUAAAGGCGGAUUUGUGUCCAAACGAAGGUUGCACUGUUCGGAUACACAAAUACUGCCUCAAAAACCUAGUCUGCUCCGGUUGUGGGAAGCCAUGGCCGUUGGGUAGAGUUACAAAAGAAGAAGCUGUUGAAGCCGCGGUGAAUGAUGAGGAGGAGGAGGAGGAAAACGAGACUCAAGCCGCAGCUCCAAGAUUCAAGAGAAGGAAACUUAGGAACCCAAACCAAAGAGACUCAGCUGAAAACGGUUCUUCUCAAGCUUCUUUAGCCUCGACUAGUGGUUCCUCUGGGAGAAGAGUAACUCGUAGCGUUGCACGCUCGAAGUAAAGAGAAUUUCUCAGCACUCUGGUUUUAGGGCUUAGAUGUAUAUUUUGAUGCCUGUUUCUAUGUCCAAACAUCACUGGAAAUUUGGUCUGAUCUUAAUGUUUUCUCUUGUGGAACAUUGAUGGAGCUAUGUACUCUUCGGUUUUUGAGCCUACUACAAUAUAUUUAAAUUGAAAUUCCAAGUGUUCGUUUUUCAA
Thlaspi arvense is the source of this 1306-nucleotide messenger RNA. The record is from the annotation of a GenBank genome assembly. Lineage: Eukaryota; Viridiplantae; Streptophyta; Magnoliopsida; Brassicales; Brassicaceae.